This is a messenger RNA of Symbiodinium sp. CCMP2592, 492 nucleotides long. The record is from the annotation of a GenBank genome assembly. NCBI's taxonomy places the organism in Eukaryota, Dinophyceae, Suessiales, Symbiodiniaceae.
AUGAAUCUGGCACCACCGCCGAUCGAGAGACCUCCGAGGGCGCCAGGGACGCAAAGACCCCAUCCGCACAUCCAGGGCUUGCCUGGUGAACUCCGAGCAGCCCGCGCCCACGCGACGCCGUCCCUUGAGCUGGCGCAGGUCCAGGAGCGUGGCUAUCCAUCCCUGCGAGGCGCGGAUGGCUCCGAUCGCACUGGGGAGGCCAGGCCCAUUUCGGGCGCCACAUCGCCCAGCCUCGUGGUCUCCUUGCCAUCCUCCUCCGCCUCGACGCGCACGCCGUCGCCCGGAAGCUUGGGUGCAGCGAGCAGCCGGCGAUGGAGCGGCGCUGAGAUGCAGGCCCUGCUCCAGCAGUUUCCCACCGUCUUUUUAGCAAGGCAGCUUCUGCAGGAAAAACAGGAUAAAGCUGUAACAGUCUUGCGUUCAUCCAACAUCCGUUUGCACUUGACUAUUCACCCUUGUGCUUCUCUCUCUUGCUCUCUCUGCCUCUCUGGUUGA